AUGGCCGAGAGGACAGUGGACAUGAUCUGGCAAACACCUCCUUGGAGCCGGCUCACGAAGUUGGAUCUUUCCAACGACAUGGUCAACCAGAUGUCCCCAUGGUGGAUGACUUGGCCGAGCUCCUGGAACGUGCCGUACAUUUUCGCUCGGCACGUCCUAAAACGUUUCCUGGAUAAGGUUGCAUGGUCUGUGGACGGAAGAUGGAUUGGACUGGUGUUUUCUCUGGAGCAGAUCAUGGAAGCUGCCACCCAUCUGGAAAAAGACUGGCCAGGAGCUCUUCUCUGGCCUUUUUUGGAUGACAAGAAACGGACUGCCACCACCAAGGCGGAGUUCAACAGUGGGCAACAGGCCACAGGCUGGACAUGGAAUGCCCAUGCCCUCUUUUUGCACCAGGCGCUGUUGUCCAAAGGUCAAAUCCGACCAGUGAGCCAGUUCUGCCACGAUUGGAUGCAUGGGAUCUUGCAAGGGACUGCCCCGGUGGUCCUCUCCCAGACCAUGCGAACGAUUGGCGGCGGUGGGUUUGAUGCUUGGGGUUCUAUGCAUCGAUAUGUCCAGCUCUGGUCUGUUCCAGGGGCUUGGAAAGGAGGCCACCUGCCAACUUUGUUUUCCGCCAAGAUGGCCACGAAGCACCAGUCAAGCGAGAAGUUUUCCUGCCAGGCCAGCAAUUUGCUGCCUUUGUACCCAAUCAUGCGGCAUUACCUACACAUGGUUGUGAUUCCAGCAGGCAGCUGCCCAGAGGCAUGCAAGGCCUUCCUGGCCCAGGCCAUGCUUUAG
Messenger RNA from Symbiodinium sp. CCMP2592, 774 nucleotides. The record is from the annotation of a GenBank genome assembly. Lineage: Eukaryota; Dinophyceae; Suessiales; Symbiodiniaceae.